Messenger RNA from Exophiala aquamarina CBS 119918, 915 nucleotides. Its product is annotated as L-fuculose-phosphate aldolase. Gene Ontology annotation, molecular function: actin filament binding. The transcript has a single exon. Gene Ontology annotation, cellular component: cytoskeleton. The record is from RefSeq and is a predicted model, not a curated record. NCBI's taxonomy places the organism in Eukaryota, Fungi, Ascomycota, Eurotiomycetes, Chaetothyriales, Herpotrichiellaceae. Bases 1 to 915 code for a protein of 304 amino acids.
AUGUCCCCAUCCGCGAUCGCCGACCUGCUCCCAAGCACGGGACCAUUGACAUCAAAAUCCAUCCAAGCAGAGAAGGAACAUCACGAACAUGGGAUGCAAGACAAGAGCCCGCUCGCCGCGAUCUCGCACGGCGACGUGAUGUUAGCCGGCGUGCCGAAGUUCACAUCCAUGGAACUCAAGCGACAGUGGCAACUGGAGCACAUGGCGGCGGCAUUCCGGCACUGGGCGCGAGAAGGGUACGUGGAGGGCAUCUCGGGCCACAUCAGUGUGCGGGACCCGGAGACGCACGACGUGUUCUGGACGAACCCUCUGGGCAAGCACUUUGGACUGCUGAAAGCCAGCGACAUGAUCGCGGUGAACAUGGAAGGCAAAGUCGUGGGCGGAAACCGCACUCGGCCACCCAACGCCGCGGGCUUCCUGAUCCACAGUGAAGUGCACAAGGCGCGGCCUGACGUCGUCGCCGUCUGCCACGCACACACUGUCUACGGCAAGGCGUGGAGCGUGUUCGGCAAGCCGCUCGAAAUGCUGACGCAGGACGCCUGCAAGUUCCACAACGCACACUCGGUAUACAACUCGUAUGGCGGCGUUGUGCUGGCGAGCGCAGAGGGUGAACUCAUCGCCAAGGCUCUGGGCCCAACCAACAAGGCCUGCAUCCUGCAAAACCACGGCUUGAUCACCGUAGGCAGCACCGUCGACGAGGCCGCGUUCCUCUUCCUCAGCCUCGAGCACGCAUGCCAGACCCAACUGCUUGCCGAGGCCGCAAGUCAAGGAGGGAAGAUCCCCAAGGUCCUGAUCACAGAUGAAGAGGCCGAGUACACUUUCCGCAUGGAAAGCGAUUCCGAGACCUGCUACGCCGAGUUCCAGGCCUACUACGACUGGGAGGACUAUCACUGCAAAGGUGACUUCAAGAAUUAA